AUGGAGGCUAUCUCAGCCGAGAAUAGAACCUUUGAUAUUUUGAAUAUGGUCUCCUGUGGGCGUGACCAGGAUUUUGGCUACUACCAGAUCCAUACGCCUCAGGGGAGCAGUCAAGUGUCUCGCGCCUGUCAGGCUCCGACCUCUCUUGAUUUUCAAGUCGAACGACGGACUCUCUCGAGUAUCGAGACGGCCUGGCACUCUGUCCGUCUUGAGUAUGCAUCUCUGGUUUCAGAAUCAUCUGUACUCCACGGCACAUCGAACCAGUCUGCUUCACCCAAAUGGGAUCAUCGCUUGCUGGGGUGGUCGCCCGAAGAUAUCUACAGUGUCUCAAAGGAUACGGAGAUCUACUCCCUUAUAGAGGGACACAAUAUCGGACCUGCGUUCCUAGCCCAUAUCACCGAGAACGGUGAUAGUGUGAUCGGUUAUGCUGUCGAGAGAAUCCCGGGUCGUCGCGCCACGAUCGUUUUCCUGGUGGCAGAUGAUGGCCAUGUCGUUCAACAUGACUUUUCUGAGUCAUUCCUCACAGGCGAUGAUGUCGCACAUGCCAAAUAUAUGGAUUCUCUUGUGGAUAUACUGUGGCAAGGCUGGCUUCCUCCUCACCGCCCACUCGAUCAGGAGCUGGGAGAGAAACUCGAGAAGAUCGACAAGCGUGAUGAUGGCAUUCACGCCGUAACACUUGGCCAGGCCGUGCUGCAGGAUAAGGUGGAUAUCAACAGGAGGAGCACGGAAAACUACUUGGAGAAUUAA
Molecule: messenger RNA, 747 nt
Organism: Paracoccidioides lutzii Pb01
Exons: 4
Coding region: 1-747 (248 amino acids)
Source: RefSeq, a predicted model, not a curated record